AGCGGAAAAAUCUAUUUGUUCAUCGAAAAAGUCAUAAAAUGCCCUUCCACUGAUAACACCAGGUAUGGGAGCCUUGUCUCAUCGUAUCCACCCAAUUUCAAGCGACACCCACACAGCCAGCCCUUCGCACAUAGAAAAACUGCUAUCAGUCGUGAAAAUCUGAGCGAACUCGAGCACGUCGAAAAGUGUGUUUCGCUUCGUUCGUCCCGUUUCCGACAUCAACUGAAGGCUCUCGUGGCUUCUUAGACGGUGGGUUUCCAUCCAGUGCUGACGGCGAACGUUUCAGUUGGAAUUUUCACCUUAGUGCCAUCGGCGGUGGCACGGGUGGCUCUACUGCUUCCUUGUCUCUAUAGCUGCUAGUGGGUGGUUCUGUUGUGCGAAAAACUUUUGAAAAGACUACAGAAGGAAGCUCAUCGUUACCGGGUUGUGUUAUUAUUGUUCUGUCUGACAAACUGCACUGUUGGAGGAUGUGCUAAAGAGGAAAAAAUCUCUCUUUGUAGCUGUUCUCGUUUUAGUUUGUUCAGUGUGCUAAAGCUGUACUGUGCUUGUGCCAAGAAUAAAUUAUUUGCCAUCAAGUCUGGUAGUGAAAAAUUGCGAUAUUAUUAGUCUAUGAGACGGAGUGCCAUCUUUUCUAGUGAGCGUGUAUUCGUGCAUAUCUGUGUUGCGAAGGAUCAAGUUCAAGGAUCACCAUUCAUCCGUCACGAUUCGCGGUGUCAAGUGUUGUGCUUCAAUUAUCACCCUAAUUAAGCUUGUUCCAAACUGCUAUCACGCAGUCAUUCGCAUUCAUGGGUGAUGGUAGUGCCACGUCCGCCCCAGCGAAUGGAAAAACUCAAAGAAGACCUCAACAUUUUCAUCCUAGACGAUAGCAAUAUACACCAAUCUACUGCGACUGGAUUCGUGCAAAGUGGAGCACUUCCGACUGAACUGCAAUGUCGGAAUACUCCGGUUCGGAUUUCAUUCACUCCACCACCGCUCCGGCCGCUGGAUGACGCUGGUCCAUUGAUACUGAAUCGUAUGGUUUCCGAUGGCUACGGACCUACUCAACAGGACACCGAUGAACCCAUGCAGAUGGACCACCAUCCGUACCGUUAUCCUAUCGCUACCGUCGGUGGCAAUCCACUUGCAGAGCACCGUGGGAAUUGUUGUGGCCCCGGCGUCACAACGCUCGGAAUCGAUAACAACAAUAUCGAGUCCCUGAUUAGUGAUGACGAGUACUUUCCGCAUAAUGAUAUUCCAGAUGACCCCCACUUCAGUGACCUGGUAUAUUCGGCAGAAAUUGCCAUUGACGCAGGUAUCUACCCAGAACGAAUCUACCAGGGAAGUAGUGGAUCCUACUUCGUAAAGAACCCCGCCAAUAAAGUAGUGGCGGUGUUCAAACCGAAAGAUGAAGAACCCUAUGGAAGGCUCAAUCCCAAGUGGACUAAGUGGAUGCACAAGCUGUGCUGUCCGUGCUGCUUCGGGCGGGCUUGUCUCAUUCCCAAUCAAGGCUACCUUUCGGAAGCCGGUGCCAGUCUAGUGGAUCAGAAACUCAACCUCAACAUUGUACCAAAAACUCGCGUUGUUCGACUAGUUUCGGAGACGUUCAACUAUCCGCGCAUCGAUAGACAAAAGGCCCGGAUAAAGAAAACCAUCAAAGAGCGGAUACCGGCUGCCCGCUUCAACCGAAUGAGCCUCCCGCCGAAAACGGGCUCGUUUCAGUUGUUCGUCGACGGUUUCAAAGAUGCCGACUAUUGGCUGCGGCGGUUCGAGCAGGAACCGCUACCUACUCGGUUGUCGCAAAAGUUUCAACUACAGUUUGAAAGGUUAGUUGUACUCGACUACAUCAUACGGAAUACGGACCGUGGCAACGAUAACUGGCUCAUUAAAUACGAACAACCCACGAUUGUGUCGCAGGUAAAUGGUGGUACGACGCCAAACGGAAUGCCCCGAAGUAGCAGUCGUUUAGAAAUGACCGAAAACACGGACUGGAAUUUGGUUCAACUUCCGGAAAUCAAGAUUGCCGCCAUCGAUAAUGGCCUAGCAUUUCCUUUCAAACAUCCAGAUUCGUGGCGUGCCUAUCCAUACCAUUGGGCGUGGCUUCCGCAGGCAAAGAUACCAUUCAGUCAGGACAUCAAGGACCUAAUAUUGCCGCUGUUGUCCGAUCUGAACUUUGUGGAAGAAUUGUGCAACGAGCUGUUCGAACUGUUCCGACAGGACAAGGGUUUUGAUCGGGGCCUGUUCGAGCGACAAAUGUCUGUGAUGCGGGGUCAGAUCCUAAAUCUGACGCAAGCCCUCAAGGACGGCAAGAGUCCAGUUCAGCUGGUUCAGAUGCCGGCUGUUAUUGUUGAACGAUCAAAAGUCAACCCUGGUUCGGCCCGAUUUUUCUCAUUCCAACAGCGCUUCCAAAACAAGAGCCCAUUCUUCUCCUGGUGUUAGAAAACCAUCCCGUGAACACAAUAUAAACUAUUAACCAAUACCGGAUAGGGCAGAUAUGCUGAAAACAAGGAAAGUAAGUUAAAAACUAACUACAAAGUAAGCACCGUAAAAGGACUCGAGGAGAACGGCACUCUUUAGGUGAAACACAGUUUUGGGAACACUUCUUGUUUGUAUGUAACCGUGGUAAUGAAAUGGAAACGUUAUUAAAUAUAUAUUGCGUAGAAAACAAAUGUAUGUAUAUUUAUCAUUCAAAUUUCGAGUAAAAUAUAGUUAUGCACAGUAAAAACAAACGUACUACAGAAAGUGAAACAUCAAAAUGUCUAACGCAAUUCUCUCUGUAUAUUUAUUGGGUAACAACAGUCUGGAUUAUUUAUUCCUAUAUAGGUCUACCAGUUGCAAUCUUAUGUACAUAGGUCUUGAAUGCAAAGGAUUUUUUUUUCGAAAAUUUAGGAAAAUUGUUCCUUUAGUGUACCAAAAAAUAGUUUCAUGGUCCUACUGAUUCGUGAGAAUGAUCUUGAGUAAAACAUUUCGAUGUGACACUUGAGAAGUAGUGAAGAGAGUCUAUCAAUGUAAUCGAACAUCACUAGUCUUAUUAAUAAAGAAAAACCUUACUUCUUAGACAGCAAUAGUGGAAAUAAGUCUAAGUUUGGAAAAAUCGACAACGGAAAAAUGUACAAUAGCUGAUAAUAAGGAAAACAUCACAGAUACAUAGAACCGGUUGGUCCAAAAAUUGUUUAAAAUUUUCGACAAAUUUCGUAAAAAUGAGAAAUACAAGGAAACGGAAACUGAUGAUGUAGGCUAGAUACAUUUCGAUAGCUAGGUAGAACACAUCUAGGCAAUUAAUUCACCAAAUACCAGACAGAAUGUUAGCGGAGAGAAUCAUCAUAAGUCAAGCAGUGAUGGGUUGAAUUAGUUGAAUAGUGAAGGAUUAAGUUAUCAACCUCAAUCUAGACAGAUACACAUGAAAAAGCAUGAAGUCCUCAAUAGGCCAACUACGUUUUACAAUCAGUUGCACUAGUUCCGAGAAGUGAAUCAAUAAUAAUCAUCAAGUACAGUACGAAA
This is a messenger RNA of Armigeres subalbatus, 3477 nucleotides long. RefSeq names its product phosphatidylinositol 4-kinase type 2-alpha (gene Pi4KIIalpha). The transcript has 5 exons. Gene Ontology annotation, molecular function: 1-phosphatidylinositol 4-kinase activity. The record is from RefSeq and is a predicted model, not a curated record. Bases 793 to 2415 code for a protein of 540 amino acids. NCBI's taxonomy places the organism in Eukaryota, Metazoa, Arthropoda, Insecta, Diptera, Culicidae. Gene Ontology annotation, cellular component: endosome; plasma membrane; trans-Golgi network. Gene Ontology annotation, biological process: endosome organization; Golgi organization; phosphatidylinositol phosphate biosynthetic process.